Molecule: messenger RNA, 5403 nt
Organism: Pelodiscus sinensis (Chinese soft-shelled turtle)
Lineage: Eukaryota; Metazoa; Chordata; Testudines; Trionychidae
Source: RefSeq, a predicted model, not a curated record
GGUCCUGGGCAUGGCACCUCCUCCUCGGCCCAGCGCUGGGGAGUGCCAAGGAGCGUCCCCAAUCCGCCACCUCCAGCCGGGGAGCAGUGGGGAGAGAGGACCCCCCCUCUCUCUGCCUGUCUAUCGGGAUCAAAGCCAGGGGCCCACCCCGACUGUCUGUGCGUCUGUCCCAGGAACCGCUCGCCGGCUAACGGCCCGUGGCUCUCUCCCUAGGGGUCCUGCUUCCAGUCGUCCAGGCGGGAGAAAUACGGCAACGUCUUCAAGACUCACUUGCUGGGGCGCCCCUUGAUCCGGGUGACCGGCGCCGAGCACGUGCGGAAGAUCCUGAUGGGGGAGCACCACCUGGUGAGCACCGAGUGGCCCCGGAGCACCCGGAUGCUCCUAGGACCCAACACGGUGGCCAACUCCAUCGGGGACAUCCACAGGCACAAGAGGAAGGUAUUCUCCAAAAUCUUCAGCCACGAAGCCCUGGAGAGCUACCUCCCGAAGAUCCAGCUGGUGAUCCAGGAUACGCUCCGGAUGUGGAGCAGCAAUCCCGAACCCAUCAAUGUCUAUUACGAGUCUCAGAAGCUCACCUUCCGCAUGGCCAUCCGCGUCCUGCUGGGCUUCUGCAUCUCUGACGAGGAGCUCACCCGACUCUUCGAGGUCUACCAGCAGUUCGUGGAGAACGUCUUCUCGCUGCCCGUGGACCUGCCCUUCAGUGGCUACAGGAGGGGAAUCCGAGCACGGGAGACACUGCAGAAGGGGCUGGAGAAAGCCAUCCGGGAGAAGCUGCAGAACACGCAGGGCAAGGACUACUCCGACGCCCUGGACAUCCUGAUCGAAAGCGGCAAGGAGCACGGCAAAGAGCUGACCAUGCAGGAGCUGAAGGAUGGCACCUUGGAGCUGAUCUUUGCAGCCUACGCGACCACGGCCAGCGCCAGCACCUCUCUGGUCAUGCAGCUGCUGAAGCAUCCCGGCGUGCUGGAGAAGCUCCGGGAAGAGCUCCGCAGCCAAGGAAUCUUGCACAACGGCUGCCUCACCAGCAGCAGCCUCCACUACCUGGACUGCGUGAUCAAGGAAGUGCUCCGGCUCUUCACCCCCAUCUCCGGCGGGUACCGGACGGUGCUGCAGACCUUCGAGCUGGACGGCUUUCAAAUUCCCAAAGGCUGGAGCGUCAUGUACAGCAUCCGGGACACGCACGACACCGCGCCCGUGUUCAAGGACGUGGACGUCUUUGACCCCGAUCGCUUUGGGCAAGACCGCACCGAAGACAAAGACGGCAGGUUCCACUACCUCCCCUUUGGCGGGGGUGUACGGACCUGUCUCGGCAAACACCUGGCCAAGCUUUUCCUGAAGGCGCUCGCCAUCGAGCUGGCCAGCACGAGCCGGUUCGAGCUAGCCACCAGGACUUUCCCGAGAAUCACGCUGGUCCCGGUGGUCCACCCCGUCGAUGGACUCAAGGUCAAAUUCUUUGGACUGGAUUCCAACCAGAACGAGAUCCUGACAGAGACAGAAACCAUGCUGGGGGCGACGGUGUAAGCUGACUUUUCCUUCGCCGGGGGAGGGCCAAUGGGGGUGGGAAAAGGGACGGAAUGACAGGAGGAAACAGGAGAAGAGGUGUCUCCACCACAGUAACCUCGCAGAACCUCCCGUUCGAGACUUUCUCCCACAGCCAAGCUGCCAAAACCAUUGUUAUUCCUGUGGGGAAAGUACCAGGGGAUUCGCAGGUUUGGUUUUGUCUUCAAAAGGAGGAAUUUCAAACACUAGGAGAGCUGGGACGGCUUGACCAUACACAGUAUAUAAAUAUUCUGUAUCUAGGUAAAGCGUUCUGCUGCAGGAAAGGUGGCAGAGGAUGCCUGUUCUAGGAAAAGCAUUUGAAAUUCGCUCGCCAUCAGAGGUCUCGCUGCCCCAUGCACCUCCGCGGAACCCGGCCAGGAGGGGAUAGCAAGAUCUGACGGCAGGCAGCUACCUCUGGUGGCCUUUGCUCUUUUGGAACAGUGUUACGUUAGUUGGUGAUAAGUGUUUGGGGUUGUUUGCUUUCUUUGGAGAGAACGAUGAACCGGUUUUUCCCCUCCCUCCCCCUCGCGAUCCCUAAACCCUUCUAAGCGCUUUGCAAUUCUGAGGCGUCUCUCGACAGCAUCUGGGGAAGAGAACGCCAUGUUCCGGUGACCGCGGCCCCUGCCCGUCAAUGCUGGGACGUGCAUUCUGGGGAACCGCACGCACGCGAAACCUGGCACCAGUUUGGCUUCCGGCGCGACCGCUGGGGCCGCUGCAAGGACCACUGGGCUGCUAACGGCGGCGAGGCCGGCCGGAUGUGGCGUUCUGUUCUGCCUGUGCUUAACAAAGCCAUUCGAUCUGUACCGGGGGACAAGGAAUGGUCAUGUUCUGCCCUCUGAUGGGAGUUUCUCCUGCGCUCCAGUGCGGGCUGAUCUCACUUCAGAGGGCAGGACUGGAGUCUCCGACGCGGACAUUUUUGAAAUUGCCUGCUGCUGCUACAUGGCAUGUGCUUAACUGUUCUUUCCCUCACCCCGUCUGGUCCCUCCCAAUCCCAGAGUUUCGCAGUGAGCUGUGUUAUUUUUGCCUUCUCUCCGGAUCCCUCGGUGUGUGCACUGAACUCUGAACCACAUGGAUUUCAUAAACUGUCCUGGGGUGCUGCUAAGGAACGUGGUUCUGGUCAGGCAGAUCUUUUCACGCCACAGCUGCGGAACUCGUGGCCAGCCACACCCACAGCUGCCACGGUCCCCUGUCCCCCGAGGGACCAUUAAAGAGUUGGUGGUGAGAAGAAGGCUUCUUCUGAGCUAACCUUUCCCCCUGCCAUAAGAAGCUCUUCUGGGAGUGUUUGUCACGGCACGUGACCUGUCAGGGAUGCAACCCCUUAUGACAGUCGCCAGGAUCCGUGCAUGCCGCCCGAACUUGAAGCAGGAGUGUUCCUCCGAAAUGGGGUUGCCAGAGUAGUUGCCUGGCAACUACUCUGAAAUCAAGCGAGGCCUGUAGAGAAGUGUUUGGAUCCUCAGCAUUCAGGCAUGUCUGGAUCUAGCGUUUUGGUGCAGGUCCAUCUUGAAUUUAAAAAAGCUCCUGGUCUGAAUGUUUAGUUUCCAGAGAUGCUGAGCACACCCUGUUCCUGCUUCAGCUUCUGCCCUCAGUCAUCAGCAGCCUCUCCUGCGUGCCUAGUGGCGGGGCGUGUGUUUGGCAGCUGGCAAACUACAUUUACCGCAGCUGCUUUGCAGCAGCCAUGGUCAAUGACUGGCAGUCUCAGGGAAGAGAAAUCUCUCGCAAUUGUCCAAGUCAGGCACGCUGUCCAUCUGAGCUGCAAGCACUGACUUCUUACAGACCUGGCAGUACACUCACCCUAGUCUCGGGUAGAUUUGCUGUAACAGGGGCAUCUCAAACCGUGCGUCAGGCAGAAAAGGAGAGACACAAGCGCCAGACAGAACUACCCACUCGACUUGAGUGGCAAUGAGACGGUUGUGGGUGGACCGCUUGUUUCUGCCUGUCUUUGUCAGGAUAAAACUGAGGAGCUGAAAUCUGAUGGUUGGCAGGCGUAGCUUUUGAAACAGGGAUGAAUCGGUGGAAGGCUCCGAGGCAGUGCUGAGCUGAAAGAUGCUGAAGGUUUUAGCUAGUCAUUCACCCGUCCAGGAUCAAUAGACUUUGGCGGUUGCUUAGAAGGGGAGGCACUAAAGAUGUAAUUAUCCCUUUAACCGUGCUGCCAGAAAUCCUGUUAGAAGUUCAUGGACGGAAAAACGUAUGCACGUAAGCUUCUGGGAGUGUGUGUGAUGGGGGUUAACGUGGUUGUUUCUGAGGCUUGCUGCUCUAUAAUCUCUCUGUGGCUAUGUCACAGAAGGUUUUGAUUUUAACAGGGAUUGGUCUGAACUGAGACUCUGUAUCUUCUGAACACCGAAGUUCAGAUCCAGGUUGGGAUGUGGCAGCUGGCCCGUAAUCUCUACGGUUGUCGGAACCAUAACGCAGAUCGAAAUCCUCCCUAGCGAAGGGUGAAUCAGGCCCGCACCCCACACUCAGAAAGGUUGUGAUCCAAAUGUGGGUCUUCACCCUCCUCGGGUCUCUCUUUCCAUGGAAACUUCACAAGCUCAGGCUUUCUUGUGAAAUGGCUGGCGUUCCCUGUCCCAGGUAGAAAGGUAUCUAUCAAUGGAUCUCCACAUAUUUCUCAAUGGGCUCAAGUUGCAGUGGGGGAGGUCUAGGUUGGAUAUUAGGAAAAACGAUUUUCCGAGGGGGAAAGCACUGGGAUGCGUUGCCUAGGGGGAGGGUGGAAUCUCCAGUCCUGGUGGUUUUUUAGGCCUGGGUCUGCUUUGAGCGGGAGAUUGGACUAGGGGACCUCUGGAUCAGCCCUAAUUGAUGAUUUCGUGGUGAUCCACAGAAUUAAACAUUUUGAGAAUCGUGGAGAAGAGAGCAUGGGGAAUGGAGGUGGUCCAUAGGAUAAAAAUUAGCUCGAGAACCACUGUCUUUGUAUGUCAUACCCAGUUUUCAGGCUUUGAUAAAUUCUGUUUUCAAGCUGUCUGUAAAAGCCACUUACAACCCCACAAUCAUUCUGAAAACAUGAGUUGGUGGGGACACAGAGGACAAGGGAAGGAGAAGAGGACAACUGAAAAAAGUAGUGUGUGUUGGGGGGCAGGGGGAGUUUUUCCAUUGACUUCAACUGACUUCAGAUCAAAUCCCAUCAAAUAACCAUUAGCAAAAUGUUUUCUGAGAUAUGUUUAGAAGGGCAUUGUACUCACAGAAGAUCAGUAAAGGGAUUCAUUAAAAAAAAUUCAUUACAAAAUAAAAACCAAACCAGACAGAGAUAAAUGUAAGAUGCAUACAUCUAUCUAUUUUAUAUAUAUAUAUCUAUAUAUAUAUAUAUUUGUGUGUGUGUAUGUGUUUCUUAUCUAAACAUAAAUAGAUCAUGCUUUUGAUUUACCAUUCCUAACUAAUAUAACUUGACUAAAAAAAGUUGCUGCAGUGGAUUUGCAGAAUAAAGCACUUUGAAUCUCAGAAUUUUUUUUUCCUAGCACAGUCCAAUUCGCUAUAUUAUUAUUUUAUACACAAAUUUUUUUGGUCUGUCUUUAUAAACUAUUAUAAGUACUAUUUUUGUUAUAAUUCAAAAUAGAUAUUUAGUAUAAAAGUUUUGCUGUUAAAUAUUUGUUAUUUAGUAAAAUAUGAAUUUUUUUCUCUUUAUUGUAAACUUUGUCUGGAAAAAAUAUUAAUAUGUUUUAUCGCAGUUGUUUUUAAUCUUUAAAAAAAGCACUUGGGGGGUAUUUUUGGUUAUGAAAUUGGUGCCGUGUGAACAUGUGUUUCAGUCAUGUGGUUUUUUAAUGUGUAUAUAAUAUUAUGUGUCACAUAUUAAAAUGGAUGUUGUGUAUUUUGUGAUCUUAAAAAAAUAAUCGAUGUGGAUAUUUUAUAGACUUCCAUAAUAAAAGAGUUGAAUCU